AUGCGAGCCCCGCUGCUGCCGCUGGCGCCAGUGGUGCUGUCGCUGCUAAUCCUCGGUCCAGCCCCUCACGCUGCUGGACUGGAGGUCAAUGACACCUCUUCUGAGAAAGGAGAACCAUUUUCUGGGGACCACGGUGCUGAUGGAUUUGAGGUGGGCUCCACCGGUCAGAUGGCCCCAGGAAGCACGAUUUCCCCUGUGAGCGAAAUGUCAUCUAGUAGCGAACUGUCCUCAGGGAGCGACUAUGACUACUCGGAAGAGUAUGAUAACGAGCCGCGACUCUCUGGCUAUGUUGUGGAUGAUUCAGUCAGAGUCGAACAGGUAAUUAAGCCAAAGAAAAACAAAACAGAAGGUGAAAAGACUACAGAUAAACCCAAAAGAAAGAAAAAAGGAGGCAAAAAUGGAAAAAAUAGAAAAAAUAAAAAGAAGAAAAAUCCAUGUGAUGCCGAAUUCCAAAAUUUCUGCAUUCAUGGAGAAUGCAAAUAUAUACAGCAUCUGGAUGCAGUAUCAUGCAAAUGUCAACAGGAUUACUUUGGUGAACGAUGUGGGGAAAAAUCCAUGAAAACGCAAAAAACGGUUGACAACGAUUUCUCAAAAAUUGCGUUAGCAGCCACAGCCGCCUUCAUUUCAGCUGUGAGCUUCACAGGGGUUGCUGUCGCUGUUACAGUGUUGCUUCGGAAACGAUACUACAGGGCAUAUGAAGGAGUAGCUGAGGAACGGAAGAAACUUAGACAAGAAAAUGGGAAUGCAAGUAUCAUUGCAUAAAUGAAGAUAACACUACAGGGUAUCAGAUCAGAGUCACAGCCACGUCAACACCCUGAAUGAUGAGUUGGUUCCUCUUUUCCAGUGGAUCAAAAGAAAAAA
Sorex fumeus (smoky shrew) is the source of this 861-nucleotide messenger RNA. RefSeq names its product amphiregulin (gene AREG). NCBI's taxonomy places the organism in Eukaryota, Metazoa, Chordata, Mammalia, Eulipotyphla, Soricidae. Gene Ontology annotation, biological process: positive regulation of mitotic nuclear division; positive regulation of cell population proliferation; epidermal growth factor receptor signaling pathway. The record is from RefSeq and is a predicted model, not a curated record. The coding region runs from base 1 to 762 and encodes 253 amino acids. The transcript is spliced from 6 exons.